UUACGUGUGAAAGUAGACGGAACAUCAACCUCUCUCAGGAAGGAAAGACUGCAGGGGAGAAAAUCUUACUAUUUUAAAAUACUUGUGGUAAAAUUCUGCUUCCAUCUUAAGAAGAAAAAGUUGGUACAACAUAAUGUUGUGCUUUUUAGAUUGGUAUUUACCUGUACUGUGAAAAGUUAACUUCUUUGGUGAGAUGUAUUUCUCAGAAAAGAUUGAUAUUGAAGAUGACAUAAACAAGAAUGCAGUCAUUGCACAUGAAGGAAUCCCUUCUGGUAUCUUGUCUCAGACUAUGAAUUACGUGGGACAGCUUGCAGGACAAGUUCUAGUUACUGUGAAAGAGCUAUAUAAAGGCAUUAACCAGGCCACUCUUUCAGGAUGCAUCGAUGUAAUUGUGGUUCGGCAGCAGGAUGGUACAUACCAGUGUUCUCCUUUCCAUGUCCGAUUUGGGAAGCUUGGUGUUCUGCGUUCUAAGGAAAAAGUGAUUGAUAUAGAAAUUAAUGGAGACACAGUUGAUCUUCAUAUGAAGCUGGGUGACAAUGGAGAAGCUUUCUUCGUACAGGAAACUGAAGAAGAAUAUGAAAAAGUUCCUGCAUAUCUGGCAACCUCCCCAAUAAUCACUGAGGAUCAUUUCUUUAAAGAGUUUGAAGAUCUCCUGCUGAAGUCAGGUGAAAAUGAAAGGACAUGUCAGAGCUCUGAAGUUACACACGUCAUGGAAACAGAGACUCUGUUCACCUCAGGGUCUGUGAAGAAGAAAAAGCGAAGAAGAAAGAAAUACAAACAAGAUAGCAAGAAGGAAGAUCAAAUCUCCUCUUCUGGGGUUGAAGAGAUUUUUGAAAUAGAAAUAAGCUCUGAUGAUGAGAGGGGUGUUCAACAUCUGAGAGGAUCCUCAAAUUCUUCACCAAAGAGUGAAGAGCAGAAAGAGCCUUUGAUUUAUCACUCCAAAGAUCAUUACCCUUUAUCUGAUGGAGACUGGUCCCCUUUGGAGAACCCUUUCUCAGACCCAGCCUGUCCUAAAAGUGAUUCAGAGCUAGAAGUGAAACCUGCAGAGAGCUUGCUUAGAGCUGAAUCUCAUAUGGAGUGGACAUGGGGAGGAUUCCCAGAAUCUACUAAGAUAAGCAAGAAGGACAAAUUGGAGCAUCCUAGAACAGCUACCAUUACCCCAUCAGAAAAGACUCAUUUUAGGGUCAUUCUCAGCUCUGAUGAAGUUGAAGAUGAUUUUCUGGUGAAAGAUUCUGUCUGUAUGGUACUGAAACCUGAGCCAAGAACUCAUCCCCUGUUUAAGCAAAUAGAGGUUAAAGAUUCUCUUGCGUCUGCAGUCAUAGAACCUCUGCUGGAGAUCCCUCAAGAAUCAUCUACAUUAGAUGCUGAUCAUCUCCCCAGCCCAUUAGCAGAUAGUCCUUCAGAAGGAAAACCACCAGCAAAAAUUGACUCUCCUUCAAAAAAGAGAGGGGUGCACAAGCGAAGCCAACACCAGGGGCCUCAUGAUAUUUACUUGGAUGACUUGAAGGCUUUGGAACCUGAAGUUGCCGCACUCUACUUUCCCAAAAGUGAUUCUGAUCCAAGUUCCAGACAGUGGACUGAGUCGGAUACCCUCUCUGGUUCCCAGUCACCACAGUCCGUGGGAAGUGCUGCUGCUGACAGUGGCACAGAGUGCAUGUCUGAUUCUGCUAUGGACUUGCCUGAUGUCACGCUUUCUGUCUGUGGAGGUCUAAGUGAAAAUGGAGAGAUCUCUAAAGAAAAAUUCAUGGAACAUAUUAUUACUUACAAUGAAUUUGCCGAAAAUCCAGGACUCAUAGACAAUCCUAAUCUAGUGAUAAGGAUUUACAACAGGUACUAUAACUGGGCAUUGGCUGCACCCAUGAUUCUCAGCUUGCAGGUGUUCCAGAAAAGUUUGCCUAAGGCUACAGUAGAGUCUUGGGUUAAAGACAAGAUGCCCAAGAAAUCUGGAAGAUGGUGGUUCUGGCGCAAGAGGGACAGCAUGGCUAAACAACCACCAGAGGCAAAGGAGGGGAAGUCUGAGGCACAAAGAACAAAUGACCUGCCAGCAACUACAAAAGAACAAGUUAAUAGCAGGCCGACAGAAGAUGAUUCUUCUAGUGAUGAAGAGUCACAAGAGCUGAAAGAAUCCCUAAAAAUAGAUUCUGUCCCAGUGGAACAUCCAAACUAUGGGAACACUAUCUCUUAUAAGAAGUCACUUAGACUGUCUUCAGACCAAAUAGCAAAAUUGAAGCUCAAAGAUGGUCCAAAUGAUGUUGUGUUCAGUAUUACAACCCAGUAUCAAGGUACUUGCCGCUGCGCAGGAACAAUAUACCUCUGGAAUUGGAAUGACAAAAUCAUCAUCUCUGAUAUUGACGGAACAAUAACAAAGUCUGAUGCCUUAGGACAAAUUCUCCCACAGCUUGGCAAGGACUGGACCCAUCAAGGCAUUGCAAAACUCUACCAUUCCAUCAAUGAGAAUGGCUACAAGUUUCUGUAUUGCUCUGCUCGUGCCAUUGGAAUGGCAGAUAUGACAAGAGGGUACUUACAUUGGGUGAAUGACAAAGGAACAAUCCUACCCAGGGGCCCCCUGUUGUUGUCCCCCAGCAGCUUGUUCUCGGCCUUUCAUAGGGAAGUGAUAGAAAAGAAGCCUGAAAAGUUCAAAAUCGAGUGUUUGAAUGAUAUCAAGAACUUGUUUGUGCCGAAUAAACAGCCUUUCUAUGCUGCUUUUGGAAACAGGCCCAAUGAUGUAUUCGCCUACACGAAAGUGGGAGUCCCAGACUGCAGAAUAUUUACAGUGAACCCAAAGGGUGAACUGAUCCAGGAACAAACAAAGGGAAACAAGUCCUCGUAUUUCAGGCUAAGUGAGCUUGUGGAACAUGUGUUCCCACUGCUCAAUAAAGAACAGAGUUCUGCUUUUCUGUGCCCGGAAUUCAGUUCCUUCUGCUAUUGGCGACAACCAUUUCCUGAGGUGAACAUGGAAGACCUAGCCUGA
Molecule: messenger RNA, 2971 nt
Organism: Emys orbicularis (European pond turtle)
Lineage: Eukaryota; Metazoa; Chordata; Testudines; Emydidae
Gene: LPIN2
Product: lipin 2
Exons: 20
Coding region: 194-2971 (925 amino acids)
Biological process (GO): triglyceride biosynthetic process; cellular response to insulin stimulus; positive regulation of transcription by RNA polymerase II
Cellular component (GO): nucleus; cytosol; endoplasmic reticulum membrane
Molecular function (GO): phosphatidate phosphatase activity; transcription coactivator activity
Source: RefSeq, a predicted model, not a curated record